GGGAAAACUUAGCGUCCUCUUAGAGUGACAGACAGAGUGAGUGGGAGCGAGAGAGGCAAGAAAAUGUUCAAGAAGGCGGUGGAGGCGAAAUCUCACCAGAGAUUGUCUGGUGCGGACAGGAAGAAGCUGAGACGAAGCAUCAAGGACAAAUUCCAAAGGGCUUCUGAUUCCGACUUGGACGCCUUGCUUCCUCCCAAGGCAGAGAUAACAGUGUCCAAGUUUCAAAACCGUGUCCAUGUAUAUUCCGUGGAAGGAGGCUUUCCAAUGUUUUUCGACGUUGAUGGCCGCGGCUCAGACAUUUUCCCAACAGUUUAUGCACUGUGGAUGGUCCCUGAGUUGCUGCCUGUUUUCGUGCUGAAGGGUGGUGAGGUUUCCCGGUUUGUUAUCGGUGGUGCAGACUUGAUGUUCCCUGGUAUAACUGUGCCUCCCGAAGGACUUCCUUCUUUUGUAGCAGGGGAACCUUGGGCCGUCAAAGUACCCGGAAAUCCUGCUCCCAUUGCGGUUGGGAGUACUACAAUGAGCAGUGCGGAAGCAUUAAAAGCGGGUUUACGUGGAAAGGCGCUAAGAAUAACUCAUUACUAUCGUGAUUUGCUUUGGGAAUCUGCUGAGGGCCGCCAUGUGCCUAAUGCAGGUUUUUUUGAAGAUGUUGUGUAUGAGGAUCCUUCUUUGUUACCAGCAUCUCAUGAUUCUGAUUUGACUGAGGUUGCUGGUGGUGAGACAUCAAAUGAUCAGCAGAAAAACCUAAAAGGCGAUGGAGCGGAGGAGUCUCAGGAUGUAAAUGAGUUACAACCUGACUCCACCUCCACAUUGACAGCACCAAAUGACAAUGAAGAUGAUACUGCAGCUGAAGUAACUGAAGGCGUAUCUGAUUUGAAGUUAACGGAUACUGCCACUGCUAGUGACCCUAAUGACCAGCAUACUCUAUCGACUGCAGACAUAGAUUCUCUGUUAGAUAAGUGCCUUCUGCAAGCCUUGCACACAACAGUGAAGGACAAAGACCUUCCCAUGCCUGGAAGCACUCUAUGGUCAAAUCAUGUAUUGCCAUGCAGGCCUUCAGGAAUUACUUUAGACAUCAAGAAAUCUUCCUACAAGAAGUUGUCAAAGUGGUUACAAGCAAAAUCCACGUCUGGCUGGAUAUCAGUAAAAGAAGAUAAACACAAAAAGGAAGUCAUGCUAUUUUCAGUAAACCGAAAUCAUGCUGAUUAUUCUUCGUUUAAGCCUGAAAAAAGGCGGGUGGAGAAGAGUGAGCAGCCCAGUGUUCAAUCUGCCAAUGAAAUUCAUUCGUCCAAAACUCUUGAAGUGGUUGAAAUCUACAAGCCAAGUGUACAUGUCAAUUCCAUAUUUUCAUCUGUGGGAGCUGACACAGGGAAACUUUUUAGUGCUUCUGAAGCUACCGAAAUUGUCUUCAAAUAUGUUGAAAAAGAAAAUCUUGUGAAACCAACUAAUAAAUCCAUUGUGAUUCUUGAUGCCAUAUUAUGUGAUGCACUGUUCAAGGGGGCUAUUAAAAAAGGAACAACAUAUCCUACAGAAAUUCACAAGAAAGAUUUAGGAUCAACAUUUGUGAGUCGUAUGCAGCCUCACCAUGUUGUCACCAGAGGAAAUGAAUCUGUAGUUCGUAAAGGUGCACUUAAAACAAUUCAGUUACUGACAGAACGUCGUCAAGGCAACAAGAAAGUAACCAAACUCUCUGGUAUGGAAACUUUUCUUAUAGAUGCUGAAGCGUUGGCAUCAGAACUGCAAAAGAAGUUUGCUUGCAGUACCACUGUUGCAGAACUACCAGGUAAGAAAGGGCAAGAAGUUUUGGUUCAAGGAGGAGUUAUUGAUGACCUAGCUAGGCAUUUGAUUGAACAAUAUGGAGUUCCUAAGAGAUACAUUGAAGUUCUUGAUAAAACCAAGAGAUGAGCUGCAUACAAUAGUUUUUAUGUAACGCAGCUGGGAGUGCUUUACUUGGAUGCCAAAAGAUGUAUGUUUUGUACUUUCCGUACUCAAGUUUAUUGGUUUGAGGUGAAUAUAAAAGAAGCGUGCUAAGAAUAGAAAUGGGCAAAACACAAAUGUUCUUUCCAAUUCAAACAAUUGCUGUCUUCAAGUUUAUUGUGAAACUCUGAAUGGAGGAGGCCACCAUUCAGAUCAACAAACUUGAUCAAUUGAGGCAGCAGAAUUCACACUUUUUUCACUACUUGAUAUGUAAGCUAUAGACUAAACUCUCUCUUUACUUUUUAGUCUGAGAUUGCAAGUGUCUGAUACUUAAUUUUACUUUAUAAAACCUU
Molecule: messenger RNA, 2267 nt
Organism: Cajanus cajan (pigeon pea)
Lineage: Eukaryota; Viridiplantae; Streptophyta; Magnoliopsida; Fabales; Fabaceae
Product: eukaryotic translation initiation factor SUI1 family protein
Biological process (GO): formation of translation preinitiation complex; translational initiation
Molecular function (GO): translation initiation factor activity
Source: RefSeq, a predicted model, not a curated record